AUGUCAUCGAGGCCAUUUGAAAGUCCGCCGCCUUAUCGACCCGAUGAAUUGUAAAUAUCUGUUUUUCUUUUCUCCGUGCUAGUUCAAAUUAUUGUUGAUAACUAGUGUACACUGUUAAAGAUAAGAAUUCUGGCAGCUCCCAACAUUAAUUGUAUAAACAGUAGAUGCAGUUUAUGCUAGCUACUUUGUCACUAAAACAAUACAUAUUUUGAAAAUUAAAUUAUAUAAUGGUUGUAACCAUAAAGCAGACACCAUUUUAAAGCUCAACAUAGGUACUCUAUGUGUGUGGACGUACACUUCCUAUUGAGAAUCAAGGGCAUAAGGGGGGUAGACUAUCCUGCCCCUGCUAUAAAUUGUACAGCCUUAGAAUAGAGAGAGCAUUGUUAAAUCCACUGUAUAUAUGGAGAGAUUUCAAAAUGGUUGUGACAAUACAAUGGUGGGAGAGGUUAGCUGAUUGAUGGUGAAAAUAAGUUUCCUUGGCAAGCAGGUUUGUGGAUUUCAUAGCAAACUCAAGUCUUGCUGAAACUGAGUCCGUAUUUUAUUUUAAUUAUCACAUUUACAUACCACCUUUAUCUUCCAAAGAACUCAAGGUGGUGUGCAUGGUUCUCUUCCUUUCCAUUUCCUCCUCACAACAACGCUGUGAGGUAGGUUAGGCUAAGAGAUGGUAACUGGCCCAAGGUCACCCAGUGAGCUGCAUGGCUGAAUGGGGAUUUGAACCCUGGUCUCCCAGGUCAUAGUUCAACAUUCUAACCAUUAUGUCAUGCAACUGAGUGGCUUUAAAAAAAAAAGAAGUACACUCUAGCUACAGAAUGCAUCUAGCCCAUCGUCUUCAGAUUGGCUUAUCCAAUCAUCCCUCUUCUUAAAACACAGCUUAAGUUUGGUAGAAGGCUGCUGGAAUGCAAAUAUAAUCUGUGCAGAUCUGUUAGCCCACAGUACCUAGGAAUUGUCACCAUAAGGUGGAAAUAAAUUCUGUGUUUAAAUCUGGUAAGACUUGUCUCCAUGUAAGGCGCUUAAGGUCAAGGAGUCAUUGCUUAAUGUGAUAACAGUACUGUCGAUCUUUGCUGUUUCUGCAUAUUGCGACUGGUGAAGGUUUCAACACCUGCACUUUUUGUGUUUAAAAACGUGUAUGUUUUCUGGCAGGAGAUAUUUACUGAAUAACUGAAUAUUUAAUAAUGUGCAAAGAAUUGUCUGCUUUCCAGCCUUGUGAGCUGGAGGUUUGACUGUACUUUCCUACUGACUGGAAUGUUGCAUUGGAAAUGACUGGCAAAAGUACAAUUUACUUACUGACAGAGAGGAAGUUCAUGGGGGAAGGAUGGUUUUUCUGUGCCGAUUGUGAUAGCAUGUGUCAGCCUCCCACAAUCUGGGGAACCUUGAGUGUUUACUGGGGCUGAUGGGUUUCCAAAACACCUGGACUGCACUUGGUCAGGAAAGGGUGGUCCACAGAGGCCUUUGUUUUCUUGCCCACAUGAGUGACUGGGAAGAUUCAUCAAAUUCUGUUUCUAUGUUAGUGGACAGGACUAGUUUGGAAAAUGUGCUUGACCAGUCUUCAGCUACUAUAGUUUGGUAAUGUGAUGCUUUUCUCAAUCCAGUGCAAUGACGUCAUUAAGCCUGUGAUGGCAUUCCUAUGGGCAUGCUUGUUCCUACAGGUCAUUCCAACCUGUGGGCUUUGCCUCUCAUAAACUUAAAUACAGAAGGAACUUCACAUUGGCAUUAUGGCUGAAGAUGUAUUCUUCUUUUAGAAAGCAUCCAGCUUCCCUCCCAAAUACCACCCUACCUAUUACCGUAUUUAUGUGAAUCUAAUGCACCAGCGAAUCUAAUCUGCACCCUAAUUUUUGCGAUGUAAUUUCUCCAAAAAAGGUCACGUUACAUUUGAGCAAAUAUGGUAAUUGAUUUUCACUUGCUACAGAGAUGACAAUGGGAUGAUCUGUGGGACAGAUUUUUUUAUAACAGUUUUUUAUAAAAUUCUGAAAGAUUGUAAUUUUCUUAUAAACUGCUAUAUUACAAUCAUAUUCUUGUAUGUACCGUAUUUUUCGCCCUAUAGGACGCACUUUUUCCCCUCCAAAAAUGAAGGGGAAAUCUGGGUGCGUCCUAUGGGGCGAAUGCAGGCUUUCGCUGAAGCUUGGAGAGCGAGAGGGGUCGGUGCGCACCGACCCUUCUCGCUCUCCAGGCUUCAGGAAGACAUCCGCAGCCUAGGCAGCCCUGCAGGAGGUCCCGCAGGGAUGUCUAGGCUGCGGAUAGCAGCUUGCUUCCCGGAGUGCCGGGCGCCCUGAAAGCAGAGCGCCCGGCGCUUCGGGAACACAUCCGCAGCGUGGGGAGCCCUGCAGGAGUUCCCCGCAGGGCUCCCCAUGCUGCGGAUAGCAGCCUGCUGCCCGGCGGGCGGGGCGCCCUGAAGCAGAGCGCCCCGCGCGCCGGGCAGACAUCCGCAGCGUGGGGAGCCCUGCAGGAGUUCCCCGCCGGGCUCCCCACGCUGCGGAUAGCAGCCUGCUGCCCGGCGGGCGGGGCGCCCUGAAGCAGAGCGCCCCGUGCGCCGGGCAGACAUCCGCAGCGUGGGAGCCCUGCAGGAGUUCCCUGCAGGGCUCCCCACGCUGCGGAUAGCAGCCUGCCUCCCAGCGGGCGAGGCGCCCUGAAGCAGAGCGCCCCUCGCGCUGGGCAGACAACGGCCAGCCCCACAAGCUCGGGGGACAACAGGGAGGCGCAGCGCCGUCAUCCCGCUGUUCCUCGACCUUGUUCGGUUUCCCCUACCUGCUUUUGGGGGGGAAAUAAAGGGAACAAAAUUUCCUUUAUUUCCCCCCCAAAAAAACUAGGUGCGUCCUAUGGGACGGAGCGUCCUAUGGGACGAAAAAUACGGUAAUCUUAAUUAAUGAAAGGUCUUUUGUCAUAUUUUUGUUAGAAGGUGCUUUUGUGGUUGUUUCUCUCUCUGCAAUAGUGUUAAAGAAUAGGAGAUGUUAGAAAAUUCAGUAUAAAUGGCUUUUCAGUAUUUUUAAGCUAAUGCAGGUGAACGUCGUCACAAGAUACAAAACUCAUGCCAUGUCAAUUAUAAAAUUGUCUUGUGGCAUUUUAGAGGUUGCUUUCAUUUUUAAAAUACAGUAGGAAAGGGUAAUCACCUGUUCCUGUAUUUAAAAAGGGACAGUACUUUCUCAUUUCCCAACCACUUGGAGGCAUUUUGCAUUCAAGCGGUAUAUAACUUUUAUGAAAUAAAAUACAUUUUGGGGUUUUUAACUCACUCACACAUACAAUAUGCAAUAAAUCUGGCUUACCUGAAAGAGUUUAUUGCACCCAUACCUGUGUUCAUAAAUGUGGGAAGGGAAAUCUCUUUCCUCUGCCCCACAACCCACUUGUAGUCUUAUUAUGGGCAGAAAAAUGCCACUUGUCGUACUUUGUAUUCAGUUACAUGUGCUCAAAUGUAAAACCAACAGGUAGAAAAUCCAUCCAUGGCAUGUGGAGGACUCUACCCUUCUGCAAGCAGCUGUCCAGCUGUGUGCUCCCAACUCUUUCUGCUCAGCACUAAUCAGGGCUGAGUGUGCAAGUGCCCCACUUCACAGCACUAUGGAGUGCCCAGCAUGGGAACUCCUGUUGCCCUCCAGCCCAUGCCACUUAUAGAGAGAUGGUGAACACCUGUUCUGUGGAACAGACAGCGGCAGAGGCUCAAGCACCAAGAGGUGUGCUGGAGAGGGAGAAUGAAGCUUGAUUCCAAGAGGUGGGAGAGGUUGCUGAAAUGAAAGCUACAGAGCUGUGUUGGUGGAGGGGAGAGGAAGGUGCAGCAGGGGCCCACUCCCCAUAAGCUCAGAAGCAGGGUAGGGGGUGAUCUGAAUGGUGUUCUGCCCCAUCAGAGAUGUUCAUUUCAUCCAUCCUGCUCCUUUUCCAGCAUUUAGAAAGUGACCAGUAUGCAAGGAGCCAUCACCACUGUUUACUGCAAGGUGUAUGUGUACACACAUACAACCCCUACUCCACCCCAUCCCAGUCAGUUUUGGCUAGCCAGGCAGCAGCAACUUAUGGCUGAGCACAAGUAAGUUAUGUAAGGUUUUAGAAAGUGGGUCAGACUCACCCUCUGCAGAGUCCUUUGAACAUGCAGCUGGAAUGGGAGAUGGAUGCCAACCCUUGUGCAGCCUCUUGCUUGCCAUAUAUUGAGUGCAGUGUCAGACAAAGACCCUGUCGUCCAAGGGUAGGAUUCGGACAACAAAUUUUGGAUUGACUACUAAGGCCAGUCAAAGUUUGUGAAAUGCUGUACAGAAUACAUGCAUACCAUAUAAUGUAUAUUUCAAACAUGGCAGAUGUAAUUCUUUAUUGUAAUUGAUAAGUGUAAACAGUUUUAUUAUUACUUGCUGAUGUUUAAUUUUAGUGUUUACUAUCGGAUUCUAAUGCAUUAUUGCAUACUACUUUAUUUGGUAUAAGUUGUUUAUUUUAAACAACUUUUUGUGACUUGGUAUAUAAUAUCUGAUUGUUACUAUUUAUGUUUGAUGUUUUAUUAUUACUUUUGUGUUUGUUGGAAGCUACCCAGAGUGGCUGGGUAACCCAGCCAGAUGGGCAAGGUAUAAAUAUAAUAAUAAUAAUAAUAAUUAAUAAUAAUAAUGCUGUAUUCUAUUAUAAAAGACAGUAAUUAAAUGAUUUUCAGAGGUAUCUAGGGAAAUUAAUAUUUCAUAUUUUAAUAGCGGUUCAUAAUAAGGCGUGUGUUUUUUUGGAUUUUUGCAGCAAACCUUCACACUAUGUACCAAGCAAUAAUGCGUAUGGUGGUGAAUUCCAUUCUCAGCCAAUGUACUCUCAGCCUGCAUAUUCCUACUAUCCGGAAGAGGAAGUUCAACACUUCUACAAAUGGUCGUCCCCUCCAGGAAUAAUCAAGAUCAUGUCGGUUCUCAUAAUAGUGAUGUCCAUUGGCAUCUUUGCAUGUGUUGCAUCCACGUUGGCUUGGGACAUGGAUAUGUAUGGAACUGGCCUGGGAACUGGUCUGGGAACUGGUAUGGGAACUGGCUAUGGCUAUGGUAUGGGAUCUGGCUACGGCUAUGGUAGCUCCCUUGGUGGCUUUGGAAGUUCUUAUGGCUAUGGCUAUGGAGGAAAUUAUAUUGAUCCACGAGGAGCAAAAGGCUUCAUCAUUGCAAUGGCAGCUUUUUGCUUUAUUGCUGGAUUAGUGGUUUUUGUAACGGGCGUUACCAAGACUAGCAUAGCCAGGUCAAGGAUGUAUUACCUCCUCCUGAUAAUAGGAAGCUCCAUCUUCCUCUUUUUGGUAUUUAUCGCGGCCAUUGUAUAUACACUAGCAGUGAACCCAACUGCACAAGCUUCUGGAUCGAUGUACUACAAUCAGAUUUAUGCCAUGUGCAGCUCCUUUUACAAUCCUACAACCACUGGAGUCUUUGUGAAUCAGUACUUGUAUCACUACUGUGUGGUGGAACCUCAGGAGGUAUGUAGAUGCGAUAAUUAAGAAAUUCAAAAUGCAAAAUACUAGUUGUAUUUCAGUCCUGAAUCAAAUGGUGUGCUGAAUAAUAAUGCUAAAACUAGUUUUGUAAUUGAGCUAUUAUUGAUUAGCUUAUACUGGUGGCUAUUUAGCUAACCUUGGGAAGCUUUUGCAAGAAUGUGAUUAUUCUCUCUUUUUUAAUACUGUCUAUACUGCUCUAGAGAGGAUUCAGAUGAUUAAUUGGAGGCCUAGACCUAGUGAGUAGGGGUUAUCCUAUGUAGAUUCAGGGUUUCAACAUGGCUUGACUGGUUUUAUUUACUGGAGUUGCAUUGCACCUCUAAAUCUUGAGUUCAGAUCUAUGUAUCCUGAUUUAAGCCCUACUUGAAUUAUUGAAACACUUGUUAGGAAGCAGCUGGAGCCUACAAACCCUGCUAAUCCUUUUAGCUGUUCCUUUUAUGGGUUUGUCUAUGUUGAUCCUUAAUUGAAUAACCUGUGCUAGCUGUCCUGGGCAAUUAUGUUCAUGGACAGUAACUCAACUCUGCAGACAUAUUGAAUGGUCUUGGAGAAAUUUCAAUUCUCCAUUUGUUUGUUUGUUUGUUUAAAAAAAUCAAUCGGUCACCACCUAGGAUUUUUGCAAAAAUCUCAAGGGGAUUAAUAAAAAUAAUUUUAAGUGAAAGUAUGGGGAUGCUAAAUAGCUGCAGUCAUAUUUUUUUGAUUGCAAGAAUGCAAUUAUUUGCUUCUGCCCAAGGAAGUUAAAGGCUAAGCAUGAAAAAUUUUGCUCAAAUCCCUCUCCCACUCCCCCUGGCAACAGCCUGAUCUUAAAACAUUUUUCUCACAAGAAAGUUCUGCUCAGCCUUGCCUUCCAAUUAAGAAAAUUUUGCAGAAGUGAAUGUGAAGGAAAUGGCUCUUUGUUUCUUUUCUGCCCUAUGAUACACAAAAGUAGGCUGAAGGCUGAAAUAAAGAUGGGCCCCUAUCAUGGGGAGCUAGUUCAGAACUGGCAGAACAGGAGCCAACCAAUCAAAGUAUGAGCUUAUGUCAGAUGACCUCCCCCCAAAUAUUUGAGAAUUGCUUCUUGCAGUAGCCGACAAGUCGCUGCUGCUUACCAGGAGGAAGAUGUUAGCACAGUGCAAACACACCAGCAGGAGCACUUCUGUAGCUCCACUGGUGCUGCCACCUUGCCCCUCCCACUGUUCUCCUGAGAAACAGGGUGAGUGCCUCUGCUCCACCAUGCCAUCUGCAACUGGUUUCUUGCAUUGCUGUUGAUAAUUGGGAACCUGUUCCUGAGCACAAAAAAGACUUUUUAAAAAGAUCACAUGUAUUCAUAUACUGUGGAUUUUGCCAGUAAAGCACAGGCAGGUGUGGAUUCAUACUUCUCAGUUAAUGAGAUUGCCCUAGGACACCUUAUUUUUAAGCACUAGGUUCACCUAAUUGAGCUAAGCAUUUCUUCUUUUUUUUUAAAAAAAAGACUGUUAGAAAGGCAGGUAUCUCUAAAUUAUCCUUUACCUUUCAUUAUUCCUUUCUUAAUCCUAUGAAAGUCUGAGUUUCUGAAUAUAGAGUAUAUCAAGUUUGAGGAAUGGCUUGCCUAAAUAAGUGUAAGGAAUUUCUACCUGCAUUGAGAUCCCGAGUAAUUUACGAUGCACUUUGCAUACCAAGUCCUGUCAUAAUCAGUUUUUGCAACAAUCUUACGAGGUGGGCCACCAUUUUAACUAUUCUGUUAAGUGCAGUUAAGUAACCAUGGCUAAAAGAGUAAGUUGCUUAAGACCAAUGUGUUUCUGUCUCAUUGUUACUUGUAGUUUUGAAAGGAAUAGAUAGUCGAAUUUAAGACUUAUCUUUGUUCUGAUUUGUUGCAUUUUAAAACUCCUAUUGAUCUGUUCCUUUCCUAGGCUAUUGCCAUUGUAUUGGCCUUCCUCCUUGUUGUAGCUUUUGCCAUAAUAAUAUUCUUUGCAGCAAGAACCCGAAGUAAAAUGAAUUACUAUGGCAAAGUGAAUAUCCUGUGGGACCACGUAAAAAGUUAUGAAGAGGCUCCCAAUGUAGAAGAGUGGGUAAGUUAUGUUUUAAUAUUUUAUUUUGGAAUUUUUGUCUUCAAUAAUUGUGAGCCUGCAUUAAAGAUUAUAUAUGUGCAUUAGCGACUACAAUUCUGAAGAAUCAUUAAGUUUAGUGAUUAUAUGAAGUUGUGUUUUUUUAAAACCCACCUCCUCAGCAUUAUUUCUUGAGGCAGCAGGGUUCAUUCUUGAUAGGAGUCUAGGGAAGACAACGCGUUUUUAUCUCUUUGUUGCACAAUGGUUGUGCUGGAUAGGUUUGUAGCAUGUAAAAUUGCAGUUUGCACUCAGAAUGAACAACUAAAUGAGUUGUUCACUACGGGUGUGGUGUGUUCUGGGCAGAGAAAAAUAUCCCAGGUCAUAUACAGUCCAGAAUUGGCCCUUGGAUUGUGUUUUGCUGGUGCUGUUUACAAAGUCUAAAUGCUCUUUUGGAAUAUAAAUACUAAGAAUUUUCAAUGUAACUUCAGGUAAUUUGAGAGGUGGUAGUACAACAUUUGAGAUAACGAUGCAAAUGUUAUAAAUGCAAGGCUGAGCAUUUAAAAUACCUGCACUGUAAUAUAAAAAGCAACCCACCUCCUUAUGCUGGAGGUGCUUAAUUAACUAGGAAAAUGACUCAGUUUAAUGCUUGCUCUUUUAUGAGUACAGUAUUCACUGUGCACUUUGAUAUUUUAUGACUUGCACAUGACACGGACUUCGUUUGUCCUUUAUCCAUCAGGCCAGUGUAAAGGGACUGACUGCUUCAUAUAGUGCCUUACAUGAUAUGAAGCAAAUGUUUCGGUGAGACAGUUUCGGGGCGUGUUCUUUACUAGCUAAUGAACUUGUUUACUCAUGUUUCACUCUGCCAGGGGAAGCGCGGGUGAAAAAAAAACCCUGAGCCAAAUAACAAAUCCCAGUGAAUAACUAUACAGUACCUGUAGCUUUUUGUCUUUACCAGAGAUCAGAUAUCCCAAGCAGAAAAUUAUGGCUAACUUCUGAUAUUUGAGGUGGCUUUUUGUGAAGAACUACAUUAACACUUUAGAGGAAAUCUCUACUGUUUUAAUGGCGGGGGAGUUCUGAGGUUCACUUAUAUGUAACUGAAUUUUUAAAAAAAUGACACUUUGUUCAGGUGCACCCAGAAAAUCCACAAUGACCAAUUUAGAAUUAUCCAGAUAAAGUACUAAAUACUCACGGAGCCUUUUAUACUGCAUGUUCCAAGCUCUGCAACUUGUUACAGCCUAGAACUGUGGUUGACCAGAGUUAUUAAUAGAUCAAGCAGAAAGUAGUGGGAUUGGAUGUAUAUUGCCUUUUCGAUGUCCUGGAAAUGGUCAAGGUCAACCAUGACUUGAGAGUAACGUAUUAACAACACUGCUCAUUCAUGCUUAACCAGGUGUGGCUGACUUGUGGUCCUCUAGAUAUUGCUCAAGUAAAACUCACAUCAGCCGCAGUCAUAAUUACAAUUGAAAAGGAAUGGGGGCGGGGAAUUCAGCAACAUCUGGAGACAACAGCUUAGCCAUCUCCAAAAACUAUGAAAAUCUGUCAUAGUUACUGUUGUCGAGUAGUAUAUUCAAUGCCUUAUCUAGCACUCUGUAUAUUCAAGUUGUAAAGCCAGGUUAGGUGGGCUGUCACAGCUUUUAGAGUGCACAUAAAAACACUCUUAUAUCACCAUACUUCAAAUGGUAAUUAGAAACAGUUGUAGCAUUCUCUCAUUUUGUGGCGGGGGGGGGGGAGGUUUAAAAAAAGUCUUCCUCUUCACAUUUUGUAAUGUAGUCGUACCUUGGAAGUCAAACAGAAUCCGUUCCAGGGGUCCGUUCGACUUCCAAAAUGUUCGAAAACCAAAUCGCAGCUUCUCAUUGGCUGCAGGAAGCUCCUGCAGCCAAUCAGAAGCCAUGGAAGCCCUGUCAGAUGUUCGGGUUCUGAAAUAACAUUCACAAACUGGAACAACACUUUCGGGUUUGCGGUGUUUAGGAGGCAAAACGUCUGAGUUCCAGGGCGUUCGGGAUCCGAGGUACCACGGUAAAGGUAAAGGACCCCUGACAGUUAAGUCCAGUUGCAGAUGACUGGGGUUGCGGCGCUCAUCUUGCUUUACAGGCCGAGGGAGCUGGCGUUUGUCCACAGACAGUUUUCCAGGUCAUGUGGCCAGCAUGACUAAGCCACUUCUGGCGCAACAGAACACCGAAACCAGAGCAGUGCAUGGAAACACCAUUUACCUUCCCGCUGGAUAGGUACCUAUUUAUCUACUUGCACUGUUUGGCAUGAUUUCAAACUGCUAGGUUGGCAGGAGCUGGGACCGAGCAAUGGGAGCUCACUCCGGGGUGGGGAUUCGAACCGCCAACCUUCUGGUCGGCAAGCCCAAGAGGCUCAGUGGUUUAGACCACAAUGCCACCUGUGUCCCUUACCAUUGUACAAUAUAUCAACCUAAAAUGAAAUACAUGAUUAGGUUUCUGAGAUACAUGGAUGAGUGUUUGGAUACAUCCACAUGUCAGAAAACCGAUAACCUACCUUUUACUUUGGCAUAUGCUGAUUUUGACCUAGUUUUGGCAGUAAUCAUAAACUAGACGUGCAGGGGAAAUGAGGGUACCAAGCUUCCCGGGACUUGCAUAACAUUCCUCUGUGCAGGAUGUACCAUGUGCAGUAACACCACCAAUACUGGGCCAGUUUCUGUAAUGGCAAACCAUGGUUUUGCGUUGCAUGAGCAAGCCUCAGGCUUGCAUGCACCCUCCCCUUUUUACCAUGUUCCACUUAAUAAGUUUCUUUCAGGAUUGCAGCCAAUCAUGACUUGCUUUUGCAUAUUUAACAGCAAACUAUAUUUGCCAUAACUCAGGAAGUGUCAGGGAGAGGUGUGAGCAUAUAUGUAAAUACAGGCUUCAUUCCUGCAUUGCUAAACCAUAGUUUGUCUUGUAUAUUUAUUGAAUUGAUGGGAUCAACAGGACUUCCGGAGUUGAUUAUUCAGUGCCUCGGUGUCUUACCACAACCAUUAUAUAUGUCCUCAGGCUUACUUUACACAGUAAAUAGACAAACUUGGGUUUACAACCAAACAUAUUCUCAACUGGGAGUUGCAGCCAAUCAUGGAUGAUACAUGUGUUUGCAUUCAGACUUCAUAUUUUAGGUGUGCCCUUUUAAAUAUAAUGCGAACCACCAUACUCUGGUAUCUGCUUGUUCUUCAUCACUCUUUAAAGCUAGAGGUCAUGCAUGGAUUUCAGUUAUGCCAAACAAGAGGAUGACUUGCUGCAGCUCUUAUAACUUAGGGAAAUAGUCUUGUUUACCAUGAUUUGCACGUUCUCUUUUUUUUUAUGCCGUAGUUCCCACAAGAAUCCUGCUUCCAGCUAACAUGCUAAUAUGUGCAAUCACUUUAGGUGAAUUUAGGCAGUUGAAAAUUUUCUAGUCUCCGCCAUAGGGAAAAUCAGUUUGGUUCUCAUGUAGUACUGAUUCUUUACACGCUGGGUCAACAAACCAGCUAAACUAAAUAAGUGAGUUCCUUUGACCUUAAGUCAAUAGAUGAAAUUUGUGCCAUUCCAGUUCUCAGGGUUAAAUGGUUACUGGAGCUAUUCCUUGAAAAAGGGUUGUUGUGUUAAUUGGACAGCUAUCUUUCGUUUGUGGUGUGUGGAAAGUAGAUUAAGUUUGAAAAGAAUACAAUGACUGGGUACAUAAGUGAAAAUAGUGCUUUCCUAGAAACAUUAGUAAAGAAAGAGCUGUAGCUCCAUGAUGGAGCCACCCGCCUUACAUUCAGACUGUCUUACAUUCAGACUGCAGAAGGCUCUUCGCAAGCCCUGCAUAGGAGGUCCUAACAAUCAUCAUCUGGCAUCAUUGUGAUAUCAGGUGAUUGACCAGUGAGUGACUCUACCCAUCUCUCUCCUUUGCCCCACAAGGGGAGAGAUAAGGAGCAGAUUUUGUCCAGCACACUUAGUCUACUUGGUCAUGAUGGCCAGAAUGGGGAAUUCCUUGCUCGGCAUAAUCCGCUUAGUCCGUACUCUGUUGGCUUUCCACUGUAGGCAGACCACCUUUUCCAGCUUGGUUUUUGUUUUUCUUUCCUCUGGUGUCCUGCAUUAUGCAUUGCCAUUGUUUUGGCUUUGUUAUUGUAUAUGCCUUUAAAAAAACCAACAGCAUUAAUCACCUUUAACACGGUGUGUCCAAGGUAGAGAGAAAGAAUAAGAAAUUCAGUAUAAAUUAAAAUGAGUAUGAGCUGUCCUCCAGCACUGUUUGUGUUUUGGAAAGAUGAAAUUAUUUCAUCUGGAACGUCGCACUUCUCCCCCUCCUUUUCCCUCUUAAGUAGCUGCUUCUGUGCUCUGGAAAACAUAGCUGACAAAGCUAUGCUAUGGCUGUGAAGAGAUGUAGGCUUUCAGCAACUCUGUAUGAAGUUUUAAACCUCUGGAGAACUUGGAGCCAAAAGCUUUUUGUCAUAUUAGUUCUACAUAGAGCAAACUGUGGAAGAAUGCCAUUUUUUUGGGGGGGGGAAUACCUUUCCCCUUAAACACUCUUAACAAAUAUCCAUGUAAAGUUUGAAAAACCAGUCAAACUGCUCUUUCCCUCCCUCCUUCCUCUGCCCAAAAGAGAUCGUGAGAUGAAGACACAUAGCACUCCAUAUCUAAUACUGAAUAUCAGAUGGAAUUUGAGAAGAAAGUAGUCCCUUUGUGAAAGUAGUUACACCCAGCCUCUUGGAUGGGGUUGUUGGUAUCCCUCUGUCUCGAGAGACAAUGGAUUGUGCCUCCAUGGGUGAAGGCAAACUGCUCUGUUAGUAGCAUGGAAGUGACCUUCCUGAGGUGCAAGCCUAGGUAGUGUGUAUGGAGGUCUUGGGCUGCCCAGAUGACAAGACCCCCCUCUCCUGAUGUGGUCCAAAGGAGCAGCAGCAACAACAACAAAUUUUAUUAUUUGUACUUCACCCAUCUGACUGGGUUGCCAUAGCCACUCUGGGCAGAUUCCAACAAAUAUAAAAGCAUAAUAACACCAGACUUAAUGCUUCCCUAUUCAUUUGGCACCAGCUUGGCUGCAGGGGUCACUGGAAAGAGGUGUACAAGGCGCCACCUUAGGGACUCCACUCCGGAUUUCUGUAAGGUUUACUCCUUUGCCUUUUCUUCUCCCAAGGCAGUGGAGGUUUUGACUGUAUACUCACAGAACAAAUGUCUAUGCACACCAUUUUACAAAAUGCUGAGAUUAGAACCAUGGUGCUUUCUAUUGUGGUAUCCAGAUACUGGCAGGGAAUAUUUUGCCCCAUUGGUUAAACUGCAAAUCACUGCAGCCCCAUGCAGCUUUGAAGCCAGUAUGAAUUUGAUAAAACCCUGUAACUCAGGGGUGGAAAAUAUCAGCCUGUGUAUCAGCCAGAUGUAGCCCCAGGAUCCUCCUCAUUUGCAUCAUAAGCAUCCCCUUCUUGCUGCACCCCUGCCCUCCAGCUAUCAGGCUUGAAAAAAAGCCUUCAUUUAUAUACAAUUGUCCCCUGGGGUGGCCAUUGUAAACCUUUCCUUCCCCAGCCAGGACCCCCUGUGCUGCAAUUAGGCUUGAAAGACUUCCAAACAACAGAAGCCUAAUUGUGAUGUAGGAGAGGGGCUUUCUCUCCCCCGCCCUCCAGGCAGAGCUUGGGAGGAGAGUUAACCCUUCAUUCCCCAACUGUGAUCCCAGAAAAUCCCUGCUUGCAGGUACGAGUGAAAUAAGGUUUCCUUUCCAUGCUAAUUGUUGUUUGGGGUUUGUUACUUUAAAAGCUUUUAAAAGCACUCUUUUUAAAAAAGCAUGUGUGAGCAGGGGGUGGGGUAGCCACACCCCACUUUUGGCAUGCAGCCCUCCUCCCCCAAGUUAGACAACAGGAAAUGCAGCUUUUGAGCUGAAGAAGGCUCCUCGCCAAUACUUAGCCAUCAAUCUCUUGUGGUCAGAGCUGCUCCAAUCCAUGCAGAGAAAUUUCUUAAAAGAGAAUUACGUGUGUUCUGUGUCUCUCUUCUGUGCACUCCAUAUGUAACUUCUGCCCCACCUCAGAAUGGCACGACUGGAAUUAUUUAGCAAGAUGUCACAGCUGCCCCCACCCACCCUGUUUUUAUAUCAUGGUGCCAUAUAGUUAGAAUUGUUUUUACAAAUUCUGCCACCUUGGGCUGAACAUUCCUGAGACUGGGUGAUUUGUUCAUGCAUCAGCCUGGAAACUGACCUGGAUGGCUCUGGAUUGAUAUCCUGGGUCUUGCCUUCAGCCAGCAUGCCUGGGGGUCGGAGCCGCCUCAUGGGAAGCUCUUUGAACUGAGAAGUUGGCUGAUAAGAAAGCCAGUCACUCAAGGGAGAGGCACUUGGAUUCUGCUCUGGGUAGCCUGCUUUGGGUGAGGUCAAUGAGGGUGUAGAGAGCUGAGCCUUUUCUGUGGAAUGCAUUUCCCAGAGUGGGCUGCCUGGCUCCCUUGGUGAUAGCUUGUUGCUGACAGGUGAAAUUGUGGCUCUCAUUGAAAGCUUUUUCUACUGGCUGACUUGGUUUGUGUGUUUAAGCUUGCUUAAGCUUUUAAUUAGCCAGUUAUGUUUUGAUGUCUGAGUUAUUCCUGGACUGCUGUGUUUGUUUGUUUGUUUUUCAUUUUCGUGCGAUAGUUGUUUAUAUGGAUUUUUUUUAAUGAACCUUAAUGCUACCAUGUGUGCAUUUCAUCACCUGCUGUUGUUCUACAGCAGAGAAGGUGACUAAAUGCCUGUAUUUUCCUGAUGAGUCAAGAAAGGGGAUUCCCCAGUGGGAAGCUCUCGGGUGUUCUUGGUGUGGGAUACUGGGAAUUCUCAGGCUCCAUCAACAGGCAUGCAAAAAUCACUGCAAUAGGUCCAAUUCAAGUAAACAGUUGUGGUAGCAGGAACCGGUACAACGAGUCCUGCUAGAACAAUGGGUCUCCCCCCGUCUCCUACCCCUGGGCACCCGGGUGCCCCCCAAACAGCUCUGGGAGAACCUCAGAACAGUACACAAGGGGCAGGGAAUAGCAUUUGUCCUAGUAAGCAGAAAUGCUUGUGCUGACGAGCAGACAUAAUAGUGAGAUGUUGAAUUCAAGUUCAGCAUUUGUUCCAGUUGUAGUCCCAUGUGUGAGGGGCUGUUGAGAAUGACUUCUAGAAAGGUGUCUCAUCUCGGAUCUCUUCACCUGUGGGUCAGACUAAGAAGACAUGAUUACUAUGCACCCCAUUCUGCAAGUCUCACUUGCACAUUGCUGUAUGCACCAAAGAAGGGACAGGAAUGCGCAUUACCUGUUUGGUUUCCCCACUGCAGCAACCCCCUAAACCCCUAUUCAGGAAGCUGUCACCUGCACACGCACAACAGCUGUUGAACUGUGGUUUAAGUUAGUAAAUUGGAUGGAAGCUGGUAUGAGGCACUAAACAGCAGUAUUUCUCAAACCCCUACAGGAUAGAUAUUCAUAGUGGCUAAUGUCAUGCGUACACAGUUUCAAACACCAGCAACGGGAGCGCACUGGAGCCAGAGUGAAUCUGUACAAAGCCUUAUUCUCAACAUGCACAUUUGAGGCAGGCUUCGUUUGGUGCGAAAUUUUGGCAUUUGAAAAAUGCAUAAUUCUCCCUUGAGUGUAGUUGCUUAUUAUAACCUCUUUGGGCAGAGAGAGCUGGCAGGCAACCUGUUCUUUAGUGCUGCAUUGUGGGUUCAGCUCUCUACUGUGGAGUCUAAUCCUUUCUUUAAAUACACAUUUUGUGCCAUUUUAGAAUCUGAAAUGCAGCCAAUUAAAAGCAGAGAGAAGUAUUCUGCUCUGGGAUGACGGUAUCCUGUUCAGUGUUACAUGUUUAUCUUAACACAUGUAUGUCCUUCCAGGUGAAGAACAUAAAUCCGGAGCCAGCAAUACCUACCCCUGUGGCUGACUAUACAGAUCGAGUUGCCAGUUCUGUGGGUUACUCGGUUUCUGAAGUUCCUGUACAACAGAUCUAUAAUGACAAUAGCUACAGAGCUACUCCGUAAGUAUAAAUGUUCCUGUUUUUUUUCUAAUUGAAUGGACACAAUGCAAUAGAAAGACCACACAGGAUCAAUAUUAAGCAAUUCAAAGCAGGUUGUGAUAUCAUUUUCUCCUGCCACCCCCCCUUUCGGAACAUUAAUCAGUUACUAAGAUUCCUGUUGACAAAACUGUAACACUGACCUGCAGUUGAAAGGGGUGGGGGGCAGUAACAGCGGCAGAUUCAGGGGAGUGCGACUGGUUCACCUGCACUGGGUGCUGAAUUUUGGCAUUACACAGGGUCCUACUGAAAUUUGAAAGUCCAAAUUCUGACACUGGCAGUGAUCCCAGGAUCUGAAUUACACCUUUGUUUUGGAUCAUGGAUUAGUUUAGGUGAACAGCUGGCAGAUAGGUUAACUAGCUAGGUUGAGGAUGGGGUGAAGGGUGGUUGUUUUAAGCUUUUCUUACAUGAAGUUCUCCAGCCUAGAGGGGAUAGGAAAACUUCAAUAAAUAAAUAACACUUGGAUCUGACCUGUCCAGAGAGUUAAGAGACUAGGGUGUUUGAAAAAAAGCAUACUGUUGAUCUUCAUCUCGUAGCUACAUAUCACUUUGUAAUAUACAGGAUUUAUUUGUUACAGUGUUCAUCUAGGAUGUGCAUAGCUUUGUGGGGGUUUUUUCUUCAAUAUUCUGAGGUAAAAGCAAGGCUGGAGCCUGAGUGGGUAUACUUUUCAAGGUAUGCAGACCUAACAAUAAAAGUGCAAAUAUUUUAUAAAAUGUAGAAUGUCCACAUUCACACUUACACAACCUGAGAGAACAAACACAGGCCCUGUGCUUUUAAGAGCGUAGUUUCAUGGUUACACUGCUGUUUACUUUUCGUGUGUGUCCUCCACUGUUUAAUAAGUAUUUGGAUAAGGAUAACCAAUCCGCAUUUUGAUAACCUAGGAAGUAAACAUACACUUACAGUCCUCUGGAAGUAAGUCUUGCUGAGUUCUGUGGGACUUGUUGUCAGAUAAGGGCAUAGGAUUACAGACUUAGUCCCUUGGGUGUAUUGUUCUUUCACUGUUGCACCCUGCAUUUCAUAGCAUUUUGUAAGGGAAUUUAUGAUGAAAACAAUAACAUAAAGCCAACACCUAGAAACAUUAAAGCAGCGCUAAGAAUCCUAACUCUAGGGAUUUUUAAAGAAUGAGCAGUACUAUCCUAUCUUCCUUCAUGCAUCUUGUAAAUACUGAACAGCCUUUAAAAAAACUUCUCCCAAGUUCUUGGGUGUGUGGAAAUUUUUAAAAAGCUUUUAAUCAAGAGCCAAUAUCAACUUAGGGGUGUGUUGGGAGAACGUUAAGCAUAGUGAUUUGAAAGAAUCAUGUUAUCCUCUGGGCUUGUAGAGGUUGCUUGAAGAGAUUGCUCUUCUUGUAAUAUUCUCUGGCUCCAUUGUUUAGAAAAUUGACUUGCCUUCUAUUACAGUGGUACCUCAGGUUACAAAAGCUUCAGGUUACAGACUCCACUAACCCAGAAAUAGUGCUUCAGGUUAAGAACUUUGCUUCAGGAUGAGACCAGAAAUCGUGCUCCGGCGGCUCGGUGGCAGCAGGAGGCCCCAUUAGCUAAAGUGGUGCUUCCGGUUAAGAACAAUUUCAGGUUAAGAACGGACUUCCGGAACGAAUUAAGUACUUAACCCGAGGUACCACUGUAUUGGCUUCCAUUGCCCACUUGCUCAUCAAGCGUUCCUUACAUCAGGUAGUAUGCCCUCCAGAUGUUUUGGACUAGAACUCCCAUCAACCCUAGCAAGCAUGGCCAAUGGCCAGGAAUUAAUGGGAAAUGCAGUCUAUAACAUCUGGAGCGCAUCAUACCGGCUGCCACUGCCUUAGGUGAUGUGUUGGUGGUUUAUCAUUACUUUGCCCCCAUGUAUCACCUUUUAAUUGGGUUCAAAAGGAACUGGUGAUCAGAAAGUAUGUCGUUCAUCCAGCUUGCCUUUGUACCUUCAGAACUAUGUUUUGUCUGGAAGAUAGCCAUAGUUGAACUUAUUAGUUAUUCUGCUUAUGAAUGAACAUAAUGGAAUAAGGACAGUCCUUGCAUACAUAUUACAUGAAAUAGCGCUGUAAUGAAUGGUUGUCAAAGGUUGAUGGCCAUGUUUUGAGAGGUGCAGCAACACCAUCCUGCUUGCAAAUUUAGCUCACAAGUGAAGAUUUCAUAAUGUUCUCAGUCUCUAUAUUGAAUGAAAUAAAAACACUGCAUUCAUUGGGCGGGGGCAGGCGGGGCAGCUUGUCACAUUAGUGGCAUUCAGAAGUUUCACAACCAUGUCUUAACCUAGAAUGUGUAAGUCCCUUGGUCAUCUGGGGUCUAAUUGCAGGAAAUAAAUUGACCGCGGGGGGGCCUAAUAUUUUUAUCGCCAUGCAUUGGAAAGUGUUCUACCAGCCCAAUCAAGUUUCUUUGUAGCUUAGAGUUGGGCAGGGAUCACCCUUGAGCAGAUGGAAGAAGAUGUGUUCCCCACCACCUUCAAGCUAGAAAGGAAGGCUAUGUUGCUAAAACACUCAUCAUGGCAUGGCAGGCAAACAGCUAGAGAGGAAGGUUUGGGGCAUCUGUUUGACUGGUGCUCAAGCCACCUCAACUAGUCCCUGCCAAAACAAACUCCUGUUGUCUCACCGCAGUUCCCCCAAAAUAGAACUGGAAAUUGUGCCUGACCUCCCAUGGAGGCACAGCGUAAGGUCAAUUACUACAGCUGCAACUCUAUGCCUGUUAACCUAGGAAGAAGACCCAAUGAAUGCAACGAGACUGACUUUCAAAUAAAUAUACCCAGGAUUGCAUUGAAAGCAAAAGGCAGGGUCCUAGAAACCACACCAUUUUGGCUAUCGGGGCCAGCCAAAAUGUGCCUGACCCAAGAUGUGCCACUCUUGUUUUCUCACUUAAAGACUAAGUUAAAUGUAAACCACCUUCAGUAAUGGCUAAACACAAGUCUCAGGGUGGUUUACAUAAUUAAAAAUAAGUUUUGUUAUGAAUAUUGGUCUGACCCUUCCCAAAACUGCCCCCAACUAUGGCUAUAGCAGGGAGGGUCAGAACCAUAUUCACAGUAAAAUUUAAUUUUAAUUAUGUGAGCCAUGUUGAGAGGGGCUUUCAGUAUCAAAAAAGACAUGACAAAACACAGAAGAUGAUGAGGGAAACUAAGGCAGGAUGUAUCUCUGGUAGUUUCACUUGCACAUACUGAGGUUUGCUUACAGAAGGAUUUGAAGACUGUUGUGUGUGUGCCAAAGAAAACAAUAAUUAAUAUCAUUUUGUCUUAGAUUCUUGAAGUCAACUGUUUUCUGUAAAUGACAGGGAGAUUAAAUGUGUCCAACAUUUUAUUUCAUCAAGUUCAAUACGUAGGUCCCUUUUGUUCAUAUUUUAAUCAUUAGUUUACUAAAGCUGAACAGUAACUCUGAGCCCUUAGAAUUACAGGGGUUACUCUGAUUAACAUUUCUAGAGAAGGGUACCAGCUUAUGCUGCAGAGCAGAAAGUAUCUGGCAUGACUUCGCUGACUUUGUUACCUGUUGCAUUAGUCCCCCUGACUUCGUACAACAGCUCUUAGACAAUAGUGUCAUUUUGUGUGGUGAGGAAAAUAAUCUUAACAUUGGGAAGCCUAGCAUUGACAACCAGCAGUCUUUAUUUUGUCUUUCUUAAUAUCUGCUCAGUGGAAAUGAAUUGUUUUUGUUUUGUAACAGGAUACCUGAAGUGAAUUUAACAAAGAGCCCAAUGCCACCUCAGUAUGCCAACACUAGCAGUUACAAUGGGUCAGCUAAGGAGCCAGCACAAAAAGGAAGAGCAGGAAGAGCAAAGAGAACCUACACUGACAACUAUGAUGCAGAUUACACCACUGGAGGAGAGUCUUGUGAUGAACUGGAGGAGGACUGGGACAGGUAUGGACAAUUCCAUAAAACCUGGGCAUUGGUACCAUGUUAAUGGCAGCCUGGUUGUAGAGCAUCAGUACAGAGAACCCCACUUAUUCUAACUCAAGUUGAUGCAGGUUACCAUGAGGCUUUAACAGGUAGCAUAAAUGGAAACUGGAUAUGAAAUUCAGAAGUUGAUGUCAUCUACUUGUUAGUGAAAAGCUAGUAUUUCAGUAGGGAAAAUAAAAGUGCAGUGCCUUUCCUACUACUGAUGGAAGCAUCACUGUGUUUGAAUAUAAGUAUUUUACAUGAAUGUGAUGGAUUGAAAAAUUAGUUGCUGUAGCUUCUGUGUGUUACCUACCUAUUAAGGUGUCAAUCUUGUAUGUUAGUGCAGAGCAGGAAAAUGAAGGGAGGUGCAGGCAGAUGUCAUAUUUUGGAACAUUAUUAGCCUCUGAAAACUGCCUGCUGAAACUGACUCAUCCUGAGCUGCUGCUUGUAUGCAUACUUGGAAGGUCUCUGUUUUUAGAAUCUGGUCACAAGUAUGUAAGAUUUCAGAAAUGGCUCUUCCUGUGUUUCAGUGAUAUGAUUCAGUUGGUUAAAAGUUGUUGGAUCACUGCUUAAAUAGGUAAAAACUGACCAGCAAUUAAGUAAAUAUACCUCACUCUAAUCAGAUAGUAACAUAGUUUGUGAAAUUCUUGAUUUGUCCCUUAACAGACCUUUUUGUAAGUAAAACUUAUAGUAACCAAUUUUCAAAAUAAGAGGUACAAAUGAAAUGCACUCCGGCUACCCUUUAUAUAACCUGAGUUAGAAACUCAAGUGUGUUAUGCGUAACUAUGGCAACUCAUGCGGUCAGCCAAGAUAAUGAAGUAUGAAGGAAAGCACGCAUUGCUUGUUAAGUAAACAGUGCCCUUUCCAUGCAUGUGCCCAAUCAAUGUGCAAAAAACAUAUUAUGUGGAAUGCAUAUUCGUGUGUGUGUGUGUGUGUGUGUGUGUGUGUGUGUGUCUGAGAGAGAGAGAGAGAGAGAGAGAGAGAGAGAGAGAGAUUUCUUUGGGUAACCAUAUGUACAUGGAAAAAAGAUGGAGCCCAAAAUAGUGGUAAUAAUUUCUAGAAACUGAAGUCUUGCUGAAGGAAAGUUGCAAAUGGUCUACCAUCAUGACUUUAUAUGGGAUUGUUACUCAGUAUAAAAACUAUAAUAAUAUGCAUACCAUAAGCACGUUGGUACGUUGCCUGUCUGGUUCUUUCAUUUCAUGACUGAAAAAAAUAGGAAGUGUUCAGUGACAUACUUGUGUAGUCCAUUUGAUCAAAUCAGGUUAAAUAGCAUGUCAAUGUUCAUUUCAAAAAUAUGCUGUGAUAUUGUCUUAAAAAUGUAAUUUAACAAGCAAGUGUUGCAAUAUACUGCAGAAAUCGUUGACAUGAAGUAACUUUCUGGGAUUGAGAAUUCUUCUUGGGAAAACAAACAUGAUAUUUGUUGUUUUUUCAAUUUAUUAACAUGUUUCUUUUGCACAGGUUAAUGUUUAGUACAGUGAAAACUUUACUCUUUAAAGGUGUGGAAUUGUACUUCUUUAUUAUGGCAUUGGCUCAUCUUUGUACAAGGCUCCUAUAGGCAUUUGCCAGUUCUAGUAGAGAAUGCGGAUCUAAAUUCUACAUUUUCAUGCUUUGACCAACUGAGAUUAAUUUGCAUCAUAGGUAUCCUUUCCCUAUAAACAAAUGCUAAAUCAGCAAGUCUCUCUGCAACUGCCCACUCCAUUUCUACAAACAAUGACGUUUAAAUCACUCUUCAUCCAGGGAAUAUCCACCUGUAUCAUCUGAUCAACAAAGGCAAGCAUACAAGCGAGAUUUCGAUGCAGGUCUACAAGAAUACAAGCGGUUGCAAGCAGAGCUUGAUGAAAUCAGCAGAGAAAUUUCUCGUCUUGAUAAAGAAUUGGAUGACUACCCUGAAGACAGUGAAGAAUAUAGGGUAAUUUCAUUCAUUGAAAUAUAUUGCGAUGUGAGUGUUGCUUUAGUGGUACAUACACCUUUUGCCUCCUGAGAGAAUUUUGGACAUUAGAAUUAUGUCUGCAUCUGCACAUGUGCUGUAAUAUGCACUAAAUUCGCUUGCAUCCCAUCUCCCAGAACUACAGUCUAGCUAAGGCUGUGCAGGGUAGGAUAUCCCUCCAGAUGUUGUCAGAUUCCAACUCCCAUCAACCCCACCCAGCAUGGAUGAUGGGCAUUGCACUGGACAUCAUAUUUCUCAUGCAGAAGGACCCGGGUUCCAUCCUUGGCAUCUCCACUUAAAACAUUCUUAAGCAAUAGGUCAGGGAAGGAGCUCUGCCUUGAAGAGUCACUGAAAAGAGCAAAAGAUUGGUGAAGUGACUCAGUGGUGUUUUGGUGAAGGCAAAUUUGUAUUUUUUAUGGCUCUUCUUUGUUUUUUUGAAAUGUGGCUUUAGAUGUUGAACGCAGUAUUAGUAGCCAAUGGGCAACUAUUAUUAGUCCCAUAUGCUUUCCCCUAAAAAAAUCACAGGCUAUUAAAGUCUGUGAUACUGUAAUUAAAAAGGAACCAGGAAAGAAGCACCUAAACUCCUAAUAAUCAAUGCAGUGUUUGUUGAAACCAACUCUAACCGUAGGCUUCCCUUAGGCUAGGUAGCUGGAAGCAGUUUUCCCUUUCCGAAGAAAGGAUGUUGCUCUUUGAUCUGAAAAGACAGAUCUAUAAGUUACUGUAAUGUAGAAAGCAGUCCUUAAUACUAAUACUGACUGGGACUCAAAUGCCUGUAGCUUUAGAGGAAGUAACAUGCUUGAUAAAGGAGCUUUCUAACCUACUUCUUCCAACAAGAAUCCCAAGUGUUGUGGGAGUUAGCAAUGUGGAAAGUAUUUAAUGUUGGUGACCUCUGAGGAAGACUUUUGGGGCUGACUGCACAAUGUUUGCUGCUUCCUUUUUCUUUCUGAAGGAUCUGAGUCAGCUUUUGAGUGAAUACACUGAUGAAAUAAUGGGAUAUUUUUCUCUGUCUCCUUUCCUGCUGUUUGUUGCUCAAUCCCCUUUUCUAGCCUCUUUAGCACUGCUUAAAGAUAGAGACUCUGGCCCUUGUCAGUGGUCAAUCAGUCUAGACUCCUACAGUGGCUAUCUCUGAUCUCCCCCCCCCCCCCCCAAUAACCUAUCAGCUAGCUUCCUGGAAACUACUCCUUAUUUAGGCUGAGUUAAACCAUUACUCCAUCCAUCCCAAUGUUGUCAUCUUUGAUUGGUGGUGGCUUAUGUGGGUUAUAGAAAUCAAGGAAACUGCAUUAAAAAGUUGGACCAUUUGACUAUCUAUUUGAGUACAGUGGUACCUUGGAUUAAGUACUUAAUUUGUUCCGGAGGUCUGUACUUAACCUGAAACUGUUCUUAACCUGAAGCACCACUUUAGCUAAUGGGGCCUCCUGCUGCUGCUGCGCCGCCGGAGCACGAUUUCUGUUCUCAUCCUGAAGCAAAGUUCUUAACCUGAGGUACUAUUUCUGGGUUAGCGGAGACUGUAACCUGAAGCGUAUGUAACCCGAGGUACCACUGUAUUGCCAUUCCUGGGCUUCAGACACGAGUCUUUGCAAGCUUUACUUGGAGGAGUUGGGGAUUGAACCUGGGACAUUCUGCAUGCAAAGCCCGUGGGUUAUCACUGAACCAUACCUCUCCUUCCCCACUCCCAAGUAGUGUGUGGUCUCCAGUCCCUAUUUGUGAAGGAUCGGGGUAGAUGGGAAUUCCUCAAACAGAUGCCUGUGCUUGCAGGCUUUCCAUAGGCAUCUGUUUGAGAAAAGAAUGGUAGCCAAGAUGGGCCUUUGCUCUGAUCCAGCCAGGCUCUCCUUAUGUUCCUGCAACUGUUCUUGUCACCAAUAAAGAUAUUGGUUUAAUAGUUAAAUAUUUAUACAUGCAUCAUAAUGAAGCCUGCCUCCAUUCUGCUUUUGUGUUUUGCUAAUGUUUGUGAUAUCUAAUUUGAGUUAUUUUUACUUGUAGUCUGCUGCUGAAGAAUACAACCGACUGAAGGAUAUAAAGGCAGUAAGUAGUUUACUUAAGUAAUCUCUGCGUAAACCAAGAUAUCUCCUGUUGCAGCAGGCUGUGUAACCCACUUUGAAAGAAGUACGGUUGGAUUGUCAAUUUUUGCAGACUUUCAGUGGCUGCUUCCUGAAACCUGUUGCAAUUGUUUUUGUCUUCUAAAAAGCUUGUGGUGUCUUUUCAAAAACACUAGUCAUCCCACAGUUGUUGAUUUUUGUUCUUCACCAGUUUGGACCUAAGUCAUUGAACAUAUGUGCAACAUGAUGGGGCUAGAAGUGUCCCAGAUGUGUUGCAGUAAUCCUUGGCCACGGAACAUGUAGACUUCAACUGUGACUGAGUUCUUGUUGAACAAGUUGCCAAGUUAACAUAGCCUGGAUGACUCUGGCCCAGGUGAUUUCUGUCUAGGAGAGGGUGCAGUUGGCACACCAGCCUCAGCUGGUGAAAGGGUUUCUGUGCCACCAGUACCACUUUAGCCUCCAGUGGAAAAGUUGGAUCUACGGAUUCUGUCACUGAAUCUACAGGUGAGGGGGCCAGGCAGCCUCUGGUGGGCAAGAUGAAACCAAUUUUCCUCUGAACACUGGAGCUAUGGAAGAGAGAGGAUGAAUCACCAGAGUUUGGCAGAAGGCUAAGAUCUGUCUUGGUUUUAUACUGUCCAGGUACAAGCUCAUAGCCAUAGCAAUCCUCUGCCUCCCAGCUCCAGCUCUUAAGAAUUUGGCUCUGACCUGAUGGAUAUUCCAAAAUUCAGACCACUUUGCAGGUUGCAGGUUUGCAGAGGCAGGGCAAGCCGAGGUUGGGCUUGCAUCUGUCCCUGUCAAAUACAGAGCCAAAAUAUGUUCAGUUUCUAGCUGUUUGGGGUGUUUCCCUCCCUGCACCAAUAUUGGACAGAAUCUAAUGUUGGGUGUGUUCACCAUAUGAAUUCUUACUGUUAAAGCGGCAGCCUGCUUUUCAAACUGUUGUAUUUGAACUGUUCUGUCUCUUUUAAAACAGAAGCACAGCUAUUGGUCUGCCGUACAUGUUCCUUCCGUUUAUUCCCCCCCCCCCUUUUUAACAAAUUUUCAUUGGUUUUUAAACAAAUACAAUGACCAUUAAACACUUAUCUAGCAGUACAUCUAAGGGUGCUUGUUUUAUGCAUUGUCUUUAGACAUUUACACAUUCAAAAUUCAAACUUACGUGUUCCUUCAGUUUUGAACAGAAGCACAUGAGGUCAUAUCCCUUGGUGAUUAUUCUGCAAAUUCAUUGUUUUAAGGACUUCAUAAACUAUUGAGAGUUUCAGAAUAGGCUCAUUUGUCUCUUCUGAUAGUGAUCACUUUGAAUGAAUAAGACAGUAUAUUAUUCUAGCGUUUUUAAGAUGAAAUUUGAUUUACUUCACUUAUUAAUAGUUUUCAUUCUGUGUUUUAGUCAGCAGACUAUAAGAACCGCAAAGCCCACUGCAAAGUACUAAAGAGCAAACUGUCGCACAUCAAGAGGAUGGUCAGUGAUUAUGACAGACGAAAGUCAUAA
Messenger RNA from Podarcis lilfordi (Lilford's wall lizard), 24608 nucleotides. The record is from the annotation of a GenBank genome assembly. NCBI's taxonomy places the organism in Eukaryota, Metazoa, Chordata, Lepidosauria, Squamata, Lacertidae.